This is a messenger RNA of Fraxinus pennsylvanica, 3111 nucleotides long. The record is from the annotation of a GenBank genome assembly. NCBI's taxonomy places the organism in Eukaryota, Viridiplantae, Streptophyta, Magnoliopsida, Lamiales, Oleaceae.
AUGGCAACUAUUAGGAAGCUUGUAGUGGAAGUUAUCGAUGCGCGUAAUCUUCUCCCAAAAGAUGGCCAUGGAACCUCGAGUCCAUACGCGGUUCUUGAUUUUUAUGGGCAGCGGAGGAAGACAAGGACAGUGGAACGGGAUUUGAGUCCUGCAUGGAAUGAAACCCUAGAAUUUAACGUUGGAAAAACAUCGGACGUGUUUGGUGACAUGCUGGAACUGGAUCUUUUUCACGAUCGUAAUGUCGGACCUACGACAAGGAAUAAUUUUCUCGGAAGAGUGAGGCUGAGUUCAAGGCAAUUUGUGAAAAAAGGAGAGGAGGCUUUGAUUUAUUAUACUUUGGAGAAGAAGAGUAUGCUUAGUUGGAUUCAGGGUGAGAUUGGUUUGAAGAUUUAUUUUGUUGAUGAGGUGGUGCCUCCCCCUUCGCCGCCACCACCACCAACUCCUCCGCCGGCUGAGGAAGUGAAGCCUAAGACACCAUCACCACUACCAGCAUCCACAGAAGCACCGCCUGAGUCAUCUGUACCACCAAGUGAUCCACCAACAGCAGAGCCAGGAAAGAUAGAAACGCCACCAGAGCCACCAUUCGAUGGUGACAAGCCCAAUGAAGAACCACCACCAGCUCCGCGGACUGAAGCUCCUCCACCACAGGAUGAAAAUCCCACUCCUGAAGCAGAACAGCAACCUGAAAUGAAGCAACAAGAAGAAAAAAAUCCAGUGGAUCCAACUCCACAGCAGCCAGUACAACUGGAUCAAGUGAUGUCAUCUGUAGCAUCUGGAACUCCAUUUGAACGCAAAGUCAACAAAAUCAACCCUCCUCAACCAGUUAGCCGUGCAUCAUCAGUUAGUAGCUUCGGGUCCGAUAUGUCGGAUCGAACUACAAUUGAGCGGUCCACAUUCGACUUGGUCGAAAAAAUGCAUUACCUCUUUGUUCGGGUGGUUAAAGCCCGAUUCCUUCCCACCAUGGGCAACCCGGUGGUGAAGAUCGAUGUUUCUGGUUGUCACGUCAUUUCAAAACCAGCUCGAAAAACCACUUUUUUUGAGUGGGACCAGACCUUUGCUUUUAGUCACGACUCACCGGAUUAUUCUUCCAGACUAGAAAUCUCUGUCUGGGACCCAGUUUGCAGCAGCAUACCAUUAGGACCCACACCUGACGUGGCAGGACACGAUUUCUUGGGUGGGGUAUGCUUUGACGUCAGCGAAAUCCCUCUUCGGGAUCCGCCUGAUAGUCCUUUGGCUCCACAAUGGUAUAGACUCGAAGAAGGUGGGGCAAACAAGGGUGACCUCAUGCUCGCCACGUGGCUAGGGACGCAAGCCGAUGAAUCAUUCCCCGAUGCGUGGAAGACCGACGCUGCUGGUAAUCCUAGUUCAAAAUCCAAAAUCUACCAAUCUCCAAAAUUGUGGUACUUGAGAUCAAGCAUAAUUGAAGCACAAGACAUCUCCUUGAUAACGCCGUCAAAAGAUAUAUCAUAUCAAAUCAAAGUUCAACUCGGAUUUCAAGUUCUAAAAACAAAAUUUUUCGUGACAAGUAGCGGGGCUCCAUCGUGGAACGAAGAUCUAAUUUUUGUUGCAGCCGAGCCAUUUACCGAGCACCACCUCAUAUUUUCGUUGAUCCAAAAAAGGUCACCAAAAGAGCAAGUAGUCAUGGGCGUCACUAGCAUACCCCUCGCGUCCAUUGAGCGCCGUGUGGACGACCGCAAUGUGGUGUCAAGAUGGUUCACUCUUGAGGCUCCUAGUGAAGAAAAGAGAGUAUACCGCGGUAGGGUCCACUUGAGGCUAUGUUUCGACGGUGGAUAUCAUGUGAUGGAUGAGGGGGCCCACAUGUGUAGUGAUUAUCGACCGACCGCUAGGCAGCUUUGGAAACCCCCUAUUGGUAGUGUUGAAUUGGGAAUUAUUGGGUGCAAGAAUCUGUUACCAAUGAAAACAAAGGGGUCUACUGAUGCUUAUGCAGUGGCGAAGUAUGGUAGUAAAUGGAUACGUACACGUACAAUUUCUGAUAGUUUGGAUCCAAAAUGGAAUGAGCAGUACACUUGGAGGGUGUAUGAUCCAUCUACUGUCUUGACUAUUGGAGUAUUUGAUAGUUGGGAAGUAUUUGAAAUGGACGGCUAUAAAGAGGCCACAAGACCCGAUUUUCGUAUUGGAAAGGUACGUAUUCGUAUAUCUACGUUGACUACAGGUAAGGUGUAUCGAAAUACAUUUCCAUUGCUUUCCUUGUCACAAGCUGGUUUGAAGAAAAUGGGUGAGAUAGAAUUGGCUGUUCGAUUUGUACGUGCAACACCCACACUCGAUCUCUUACACCUGUAUUCGCAACCGAUAUUGCCCAUUAUGCACCAUCUUAGGCCAAUUGGUGUAGUUCAACAAGAAGCAUUGAGGGUGAUAUCAGUCAAGAUAGUGGCUGUACACUUAUCUCGAUCAGAACCGCCCCUUAGGCACGAGGUGGUGACUUACAUGCUUGAUGCUGACUCGCACACAUUUAGCAUGCGAAAGGUUCGAGCUAAUUGGUAUAGAAUCAUCAAUGUGAUUGCAGGGGUGAUAGACGUGUUCAAAUGGAUCGAUGACACCCGUGCAUGGAAAAACCCUACUGCUACAAUCCUCGUACACGCGUUGUUGGUGAUGCUCGUUUGGUUUCCGGAUUUAAUUGUGCCAACAUUGGCAUUCUAUGUAUUUGUGAUGGGUGCUUGGAAUUAUAGGUUUCGAUCGAAGACCUCAUUGCCACACUUGGAUCCAAAGAUUUCACUAGCCGAGUCAAUUGACCGAGAAGAACUAGAUGAAGAGUUCGAUGCAAUGCCAUGUACGAGGCCUAAUGAAGUCGUGCGUGCUAGGUAUGAUAAGUUACGAAUGUUGGGGGCACGUGUACAAACCGUGUUAGGAGAUUUGGCGACACAAGCCGAGCGCGUGCAAGCAUUGGUAAUGUGGCGCGACCCACGUGCGACGGGGAUUUUCAUUGGACUGUGUUUCAUUGUGGCAUUUAUAUUGUAUUUGGUACCGUCAAAGAUGGUGGCUAUGGCAUUUGGAUUUUAUUAUCUGAGGCAUCCAAUAUUUAGGGACAGAAUGCCAUCACCAGCUCUCAAUUUCUUUCGAAGGCUGCCUUCUCUAUCAGAUAGAAUGCUGUAA